AAAAACGUUCUAUGAGGGGCGACGUUCUGGGCGACGCCCUGGGCGACGGCCUGGGCGCGGCUAUGGAUGGGGCUGCUUCUCCGUUCGUUGGCGGGAGGUUCUGGUGUCUGUCCGAGGAAGACGAAGCGGAGGGUCUGGAGGAGCCUCUUCCCCAGUCGCCGGCGGCUUAUCGAGAGUCAUCACCUGAGAUCUCUUCGGCUCCGUCAGCCAGGUAUGUGAAGAGGAUGUAUCAUCGGGCGCAGCAGCGUCGUGCAGCGCUGUUGUUGUCGGUUUUGCCCUGCAGAUCGGGGGCUUCCUCGCCGGAUUUUAGUCCGCAGUUGCGUGGAUCUUCUCCGUCUGAGAAAUCUUUGAAACUACCUGUCCUAGAGCCGACAGUGUUCUCUCUGCAAGAGUUUGAUGCUACAGAAUGGGUUAAGGUUUUUAGGAGGGAGAGAUGUCGGCGGUUCCGACGACCUCCUCAUCCUUUCCACGGCCUAGAGCGCCGUCGACCUUCUCAGCGUGUUCGCCGGAGUUCUCCGAUGGCCGUUAAUUCAGGAUCAGGGGUGUUUGAAUUCAGUAGGCCACCGAUUUUUCAGAGGAAUACAGGGACAGUGCAUUGCGUUGGGCCCCUCUGGUCCAAUGGGCAAAGGCCCAGCAUAUCACCCAAGGGUUUUAGGAGGGUCUCGAUCGCUCGAGGGUUGCCAGCGCCAACCAUUCGUCAAUCUCGCCCAUCUCCCUCUACCCAUCGUCCUGUGGAGGCUAGGGUUCUGUCUCCAAUGGUGGGGAACGCACCGGUUCCUCCUCGGGCAUCCAAUCCUCCGGCCCCUACUAUGCGCCAGCCCGUGCUACCCAGGACUACCCCUGGCCGCGAGACCGGCGGGGUUGUGGUGGCGGCUGGUGGUGCAGCUGGUGUUGUUGCUGGGGGGCGGCUGUCUCCAAUGUGGCUGUUCCGGCCAGUGGUGCCGCACCAGCCGGGAGUGGUCCGGUGGUGCAGCCACCUCGCUUCGAUCAUGGAUCUAGCUCGGGUGCAGCUUCUGGUUUUGGUGAUAGGAGGUAUGAUGGCUUCGAUGAUCAAGACUUUGGUAGAUUCCAGGAAGGAUAUUUUGAAGGUAACAAUGGGUAUGGUAAUAACUAUGGUUCUCAGAAUCGGGGUAACUUCAGAUCCCGCCCUUACAAUAACAAUAGGCAACAAUGGAACAGAAGUUUCAAUAAUAAUUUUCGGGGGUCUGGCCGUUUUUACAAUAACAACAACCGUUAUCAGCGUCGGCCUAAUUCUAAUGACGGUUCUCAGGGAAAUGGUACUAGUCAGGGAACGGAGAGUUUAGUUAGAGAGGUUUCAGCUUCAGCUUCAGGUGGAUCGGCCACUGUGGUGAGUUCACAACAUGUGGACAAUGGCUCACUUGAUAAUUCAGUAGCGGCUUUAUCUUCUCGUGCUCAGAAAAAGAUUGAUAAGGUUCUGUGUCUAAAGUGUGGUGAGUUUGGACAUUUUGCUGAUGCUUGUACUGCGGUUCUUUGCAUAUACUGUGAAAAGAUUUCACACGCGGCUAAGGACUGUCCUUUGUUAUCUAUGCCUAAACCUGUUGCCAUUACCUAUGGUGUGUCACGGAAUGAGCUUAUGUUUCAUGAGGUUCCUGCUUCUUCUGAGGUUACAUUUAAACAUGACAGUGGUAAGGUUGGCAGUAUCUCCGUCACAGGAGGGAGUUUAUCUGCUGCGGAGAUUAUUAAUGAAUUACAGUGGAUCAUACCGGGGAAUCAUCAAUGGGAUCUCACUCCUACCGAAGAUGGUGCUUUUAAAACAAUUUUCCCUUCAAAGGCUGACUUAGCAAGGAUGACUAAGAUUAUCAAAGUGCCGGUCCCAGGGACUUCUAUGUUCCUAAAUUUUGAAGAAUGGUCUGCGGCUGAGUUAGACAGGUUUUAUGUCACUCCUGUUUGGGUCAGAGUACAUGGUGUCUGUUACAAAGAGAGGUGUGACUACCUCUCUCUUUUCGGUGUUGGAUCUCUUAUUGGGAAGACUAAGGAGGUGGAUAUGCUGUUUACUAGGGCUCACACCACAGUGAGAAUGCUUGUGGAGGUCACUCGAGUUGAACAUAUUCCAACUACUACGGUGGAUCACAUGUAUGAUGGGCAGGGGUAUGGGCUCAUUUUUAAGCUUGAAUCAGACCUUACAAAGAUUAAGGAGGAUGUUCUUAUGAGUGAUGCACCUUCUAGUGAUGAUGCUACCAACGAUGAGGUAAAGGGAAAGGAGACACCAAAGGGUAAAGAUCAGCCUUCUAGUGGUGGGGCUAAUUCCACAUCUUUACCAAAUCAAGAUCCACCGGUUCAUAACAGCCAACAGCAUACUUCAGCUAAGGGAUGCUCUCUGCCGGUGUUCAAAGUUGGUCAGAUUGAUUGUGACUGGGCUGAUAUUGGUGAUGUCAAAUCCUGGUCAGCAAGCAAGGUGUCUAGUUUGGUUCCGCGUAAAUUAUGGUCUGACUGUGAUGAGGAGGACGAGGAUGGGCUGCCGUCGCCGCUGCCCCCUUUGAAUGUUAAUUCUGUAAUCGCCAUGAAGAGGGAAACACAUGUCACUAAUGCAGCGGUAAAAUUGAUAAUGAUGCCCACUGUGUCUGUUUGUUCGGCGGAAACUACACUGGGCCUCUCUGCCGAGGAAACAACAGAGAUGCUGCAGCCUAUUGCCAUGGAAGCCAGGGAGACAUCAAGCAUGGGAUUUAGUUCGGAUGCGGUACAUAGGUCGAAUGGGAAACCAGAGGAUUUUUCUCCUGCGGCAGUUUCUGCUUUUUCACAUGGCCCCGAAGAUAAUCCCCAUGUGACAUAUGAUACGACAUCUCCUGAAAUUGCUAGUAGUACUCCCAAGGUUGUUUCAUCUGGUUACAAAGCUAAUACUGGAAUUGGCACUGGAGUUUUCCUCGGGGGACGGUGUUCGGUUGACAAGGUGGUGGCUUUUGGUGGUGUUGCUCCACCGGUGAUGGGAUCUAGGUCAAGCAAACGAAUUAUGCAUCAAAGUGAUGCUGACGCUACACAGAUGGAGAGGGCUCAAAAUUUGGCAAAGGCCAAGGACGGCCCAGCAUUUUUAGGUUAUUCCCUUGGUUACCCAUUGGAUCCAUAUGUGGUCCUAUCUCCAGCCGGAGGAUGUGCGCCAAGACAUGGAUAUUGGGUGCAACCGGUUGGCGACGGUAGCUCGGGAUUUCUACAGCCGGUGCGGCUGGCGUAUUGACAGGCGGCUCACAUGAAGAUCUUGUGGCGGCUUGUUUUUCUUUCUUUUUUCAGAUGGCUGGUUCAUGUUGAGACUCUUAGCGAUCCAUGAUUUGUAAUAAGUUUGUAUUUCGGAUUCGUUGAAUAAGUUAAUAAGAUUAAUAAAGGGCCGCAUGCAUCGAUUGAUGCAGAGGCUGGGGAUUUUCCCCCUUAUC
Molecule: messenger RNA, 3383 nt
Organism: Lolium perenne
Lineage: Eukaryota; Viridiplantae; Streptophyta; Magnoliopsida; Poales; Poaceae
Molecular function (GO): nucleic acid binding; zinc ion binding
Source: RefSeq, a predicted model, not a curated record